AUUAUCAACAAAAUAUCAUAGAUAAUGUCUUAUAACAAGUCAGAAUGUUAAACCAUGUUCAAACCUUAAAAGAGAGAUAUUAUUGGAACUUGUAAGGUUUCCUUAUGUGUGACUCAUCAUGGAAACUGCUAGACAGAUCUGUAUUCCUGUUCCUGGCUGGCUCUAUGUUAUUUGUUCAAUAUGUUUGACUCUGGUUACAAGUCACAGUAUAUUGGAGGCCAGAAGGAGAAGUUUGUAAGGUUGGAUGAUCUGGAUUCCAAUUUAUCUAUGUCAACUAGUUCUCCUGGUGGGAUGAAGAACUUUGGAUUUAAUUUCGAAUCUUGGCGUCCUCAUCGUGAGAGAAAAAAUACAUCAAAAUCCUUUAGACUAGGAGUGAAGAGGGGAUCAGAUGGACUAAAAACAUUUGGAAGAACAAUCAGAAGUGGGGUCGCCUGGUCAGUGUUCCCAGAAGAUCUUAAAGUCUCAGAGAAAAAAGUAUUUGACCCUCAAGAUAAGAUCCUUCUGUAUUGGAACAAGUUUUUCGAGAUUCUAUGCAUUUUGUCUGUAGCUUGUGAUCCCUUCUUCUUCUACAUCCCUUAUUUCAACCACAAAUCAUUUUGCCUCGCCAUAGAUAACAAGCUAGCAAAGUUUGCCGCAAUUUUGAGAACAAUUUGUGAUGUCAUUUAUGGUCUCCGCAUAGUUUUUCAAUUCCACACUGCUUACAUCGCGCCUUCAUCUCGGGUAUUUGGACGAGGUGAACUUGUCAUAGAUCGUACACAGAUUGGCAAGAGAUAUUUGCAACGUUACUUCAUUGUUGACUUCAUUUCUAUUCUGCCUAUGCCACAGAUUAUAGUGUUAAAAUAUCUUAACCAAGCAAGACGUGUGGAGGUAUUGGCCACAAAAACAGCACUCUUGAGGAUUGUCAUCCUGCAAUAUUUCCCAAGAUUUCUACGCUUUAUACCAUUAGCUUCUGAAGUUAAAAAGACAGCUGGUGUUUUUUCUGAAAAUGCAUUGCUCGGCGCCAUAUACUAUUUGAUCUGGUAUAUGCUUGCUAGCCAUAUAACGGGUUCUGUGUGGUACUUACUAGCUAUAGAAAGGAACGACACAUGCUGGAAGAAUGCCUGCAAAGAAGUUGAAGGCUGCAACACACAUUUCUUGUAUUGUGGGAGUACAAGUAAGCACAUGACAGGUUAUGAAAGUUGGAGAAAUAUCAGCGAGAAUGUUCUUAGAAGUAAAUGUUUUGUUGAGGACGACUCAUCAGCAUUUAAUUAUGGAAUCUUCUCUCAAGCUAUACAGUCUGGUAUUGUUGCUUCCAUAGAAGUCUUUCCAAAAUUCUGCUACUGUUUAUGGUGGGGCCUUCAAAAUUUGAGCACACUUGGUCAGGGGCUUCUAACAAGUACCUACCCUGGAGAGGUUAUGUUUUCCAUAGUAAUAGCUAUCAUGGGGCUCGUCCUUUUUGCUCUUCUGAUUGGAAACAUGCAGACCUACCUUCAAUCAAUGUCAGUUCGUCUUGAGGAAAUGAGGAUCAAAAGACGUGACUCUGAGCAGUGGAUGCAUCACCGCUUGCUUCCUCAAGAGCUAAGGGAAAGAGUCAGACGCUACGACCAAUACAAGUGGCUGAACACCCGAGGUGUAGAUGAAGAGAGCUUGGUUCAGAGUCUUCCAAAAGAUCUCAGGAGAGAUAUCAAACGUCAUCUUUGUUUGAAUUUGGUCAGAAGGGUUCCUCUCUUUGCGAACAUGGACGAAAGGUUGCUUGAUGCUAUAUGUGAGCGAUUGAAACCAAGUUUAUAUACAGAGGGAACUUACAUAGUUAGAGAAGGGGAUCCAGUUAAUGAGAUGUUGUUCAUCAUUCGUGGUCAUCUAGAGAGUGUGACCACAGAUGGUGGAAGAAGUGGAUUUUUCAACAGAGGACUUUUGAAGGAAGGUGACUUCUGUGGCGAAGAGCUGCUAACAUGGGCACUGGACCCAAAAUCUGCUGCUAACUUGCCAUCAUCUACAAGGACAGUGAAAGCCAUAAAUGAGGUGGAGGCAUUUGCUUUGGAGGCAGAGGAGUUGAAGUUUGUUGCUUCCCAGUUCAGGCAUAUCCACAGCAGACAGGUUCAGCACACCUUCCGAUUCUACUCGCAGCAGUGGAGGACAUGGGCUGCAAUCUACAUUCAAGCUGCGUGGAGACGACAUUCCAGGAGGAAAAUCUUAGAACAACGCCGGAAGGAGGAAGAGGAAUUGUAUGAGUCUGAUGAUUAUGAAGGAAGUGACGAUUCUGCAAGGGCCUUGGUCUCGCCGCGUGGUGAAGGUUCAUCAUCCAGGCUUGGACUUCACUCAACCAUCUAUGCUUCUCGCUUUGCUUCUAAUGCGCUUCGUGGUCAUAGGCUUCGUUCUUCAAGUUCCAUGAACCUGAUGAAAAUCCAAAAGCCCCAAGAGCCUGAUUUCAGUGCUCUUGAUAAAGAGUGAGUGAUCACGCUCUGUUUUCAAUCAAAAUAUGAGCUGAAAAAAUGUGUUGCCUUGAAUGGGGCGACACAAAUUUUGGUUUAGGUGACCUAUUACAUGAUUUUAGGUCUAUUGAAUUUCCAUGGACAUUUGAUU
Messenger RNA from Lotus japonicus, 2562 nucleotides. RefSeq names its product putative cyclic nucleotide-gated ion channel 8. The transcript has 8 exons. NCBI's taxonomy places the organism in Eukaryota, Viridiplantae, Streptophyta, Magnoliopsida, Fabales, Fabaceae. Bases 181 to 2430 code for a protein of 749 amino acids. Gene Ontology annotation, biological process: transmembrane transport; potassium ion transport. Gene Ontology annotation, molecular function: protein binding; voltage-gated potassium channel activity. The record is from RefSeq and is a predicted model, not a curated record. Gene Ontology annotation, cellular component: membrane.